AUGCCAGCGAUGAAAAUCCUCAUCACUGGCGCGGGGAUCGCCGGCACAGCGCUGGCCUUCUGGCUCUCGAAACUCGGCCACAACGUCACUGUGAUCGAACGCGCUUCUUCACUGCGCGCAAGCGGAUUGCAAGUCGACCUCCGUGGCCCUGGCAUCCAAGUGCUUCGCCGGAUGAAGCUAGAAGAAACAUUCCGCCAGCACGCUGUCGCGGAACAGGGGCUUCAACUCGUGGAUCGAAGAGGCCGAAGAUGGGGGUACUUUGGCGCAAAUAGGUCGGGGAAGGGGCUGCAGAGCUUCACGACUGACUUCGAGAUCAUGCGGGGCGAUUUGUGCCGGAUGCUGGUUGGGGCUUGCGGGGAUCAGGCGAGGUUUGCGUUUGGAGUGCAUGCUGUCAAGGUUACGGAGGCCGACGAGGGUGUUGAUGUGGUCUUUUCGGAUGGGGUUGCGGACCGGUUUGAUCUCGUGGUUGGGGCUGACGGGGUAGGGUCUCGAAUGAGGAGGAUGAUGCUUGGUGUUGGGGAGGGCAGCGAAGAGAACCCGGGGCAUCAUUCUAUUGGAGUGUACGGGGGCUAUUGCACUAUUCCGCAGGAGGUUCAGGAGGGCGAGGAGUAUAAUGCCACUGCAUUUAUUGCACCAGGAAAUCGUGGUAUCAUGAUCCGGCGGCAUGAUCCGCACAGGGUACAGGCAUACGUGUUCUGCAACCCGCGAUCGUCAGAGCGCUUGCUGAACUCGACUAGAGGAGACAUUGAGGAGGAAAAGAGAGCUCUGGCAGAGGUAUUCCGGAACGCAGGUUGGAAGUGUGAGGAAAUCUUGCAAGCGCUUGUUGCAUCCGACGAUUUUUAUUGCGAACGGAUGGGGAUCGUCAGAUUGAACGCUUGGUCUCGCGGCCGUAUUGCACUGGUUGGAGAUGCAGCGUACUGUCCGUCGGCAAUGACUGGAAUGGGGACACCGUGUGCCUUGACCGGCGCGUACAUCCUUGCCGGAGAAAUUGGGAGGCAUUGCGGAGCAAUUGCCUCCACGGAGAACGUCACGGCUGCAUUGGAGGCGUACGACCGGAAAUUCAGGCCCUUUGUGGACCAGGUCCAGAAGGGACUGACAGACACGGAUAAUUAUAUGGACAAAUUCCCGGCUUCGCCCCUUGGUGUCAGUGUGAUCUACCUUGUUUUCUGGCUUGCCUCGCUGCUGAGAUUGGAUAUCAUUGCGCAAUGGGUCUUGCGAGAAAAAACAAAUAGCUGGGAGCUGCCGGAGUACCCCGAGAUGGAUACCUUGUGA
Aspergillus nidulans FGSC A4 is the source of this 1272-nucleotide messenger RNA. Its product is annotated as putative FAD-binding monooxygenase. The transcript has a single exon. Bases 1 to 1272 code for a protein of 423 amino acids. Lineage: Eukaryota; Fungi; Ascomycota; Eurotiomycetes; Eurotiales; Aspergillaceae. Gene Ontology annotation, molecular function: FAD binding. The record is from RefSeq and is a predicted model, not a curated record.